UUCACUCGGUGAACGGCGAAUUGCCGACCAGUCGUCGAUCUCUUAGACUGACGUAUGGUUCCGCUGGUGAAUGAUCGACAAGGAACUCCGCCAGGGUGGUGUGUGAUAUCAUUGCACUGCUGUAUCCUCAAUGGUCCGGCAAGAGAAUGAUAUUCAGACCGACAGAAACCAAUGUCUAUCACUCUCAAGGUCGGCAUGACUUUCGCAGCGUGUCGAAUCAGCGAGCGAAUGGCUGAGCAGCGCACGUGACCAGUCGUGACGCCGCUCUUUCUCCAAAAAAAAAAGCUGUGCUGCAUUUUAUUAGGGCAAUCGUCGAGUAUCGUAGAUUGUCCAAUUCGACAGUACCAUAAGAGGCUUCUCCCUCCCAUUAUUCCUAUGGCGAAAGUGAAGGGCAAACAAGGGUCGGCAAACAAGCACCUUCAAGCGCGUAUCAAUUAUCUGCAACAGGCCGCGACGUAUCUGGCGUCACGAGAUCCGAGUAUCUCUAUCGAGAAAUGCUUAGACCCACUACAAAAGACUACUCCUCCGGAUCACCGGCAAUUGCACAUAGAAAACGCGGCCUGCGAGCCUCGCACGCUCAAUGAGAAUGUGCCCCACGGUGUCGGUGCGCUGAUGACGCGACUGCCGAAUUCGAGAAAUCCUGACAUCAGAUUUGACGCGCCAUCAACGGGGGGGCUCCCUUUGCGACUGAAUGAUCAUCUCCGGCAGGUAGCUGCAAAGUCCCAGGCUCGCCUUUCAACCGCCGUCAAACGUUCGGCCUGCAAGCGUUGCAAUGCUGUGCUUCGCGAUGGAGUAACCUGCACAAAGUUUAUGGAGAACCUUUCCAAAGGUGGACGCAAGCCACACGCAAAUGUUUUAGUAUUGCGAUGUGCAGUCUGUGAAGCUGAGCAGCGGUUUCCUGUUGGCGCUAGAAGGCAGAGCAGGAAAUCUGAUCGCACGCCAGCUACCACUAAUGCUGAAGCUGAUGAUGAUGCUUGCAUGGCUGUGGCUGGUAAUGAUUGAAACAGUAAAAGUUGAUUGGGACGAACUCCAUGCCUUCAGCCGCAUCGGACCUCUCUAGGACCGUCCAAAGCAUGUUCCUGCCAUCCGAUUAUGAUGAGGCCCGCAUCUAUCAUUUACUGUGUGUAGGCAAGAAUGCUCUAGACAUGCCGAAUCACAUGCGGAUUGAUAAGCCAUCGGAAUUCGCUCCACUCAUGAUCAGUCGAG
Dissoconium aciculare CBS 342.82 is the source of this 1206-nucleotide messenger RNA. RefSeq lists its product as uncharacterized. The record is from RefSeq and is a predicted model, not a curated record. Bases 376 to 1002 code for a protein of 208 amino acids. The transcript has 2 exons. Gene Ontology annotation, cellular component: nucleolar ribonuclease P complex. NCBI's taxonomy places the organism in Eukaryota, Fungi, Ascomycota, Dothideomycetes, Mycosphaerellales, Dissoconiaceae. Gene Ontology annotation, biological process: tRNA processing.